AUGGAGACAGGAGGGAGGAGGAGAGUUGAAGGAGAACAAGAAUUUUUCAGCUCUUUCUGGGGAGGAAGAAACUUGAAAAGAAGGGAGGACGCCGGCUGCCAGGACUACCCAGCGAUCCUUUUGACCGCUCAAGCUGAGUUGCCGAGCCACUGCCCCGGCCGAGAGAAGAAUGUAAGGCAGGCUGGAAGCGGUGGACUCGAAUUGAACUCGACCGCAUUCGCCGCUGGAGGUUCCCCGGAUUGGGUCCGGCUAAGUCUUACGUCAUCCGUUCGCACCCUCCGAAAUCGUCCAAACAGUGAAGGGCGGAUCAGUUGGGAGGGAAAGCGAACUGUUUCCCUCCCCAUUACCUCUUUUCUUUUUCGUCGUCUCUACUACUCACCAUCGACUCUUUUGCUCCCUCUGCGUUGUCCGUCGUUUUCCCGCAACAUCGGAGCUCCGCCAUAG
Aspergillus neoniger CBS 115656 is the source of this 444-nucleotide messenger RNA. RefSeq lists its product as uncharacterized. NCBI's taxonomy places the organism in Eukaryota, Fungi, Ascomycota, Eurotiomycetes, Eurotiales, Aspergillaceae. Bases 1 to 444 code for a protein of 147 amino acids. The record is from RefSeq and is a predicted model, not a curated record. The transcript is spliced from 4 exons.